Molecule: messenger RNA, 1461 nt
Organism: Apiotrichum porosum
Lineage: Eukaryota; Fungi; Basidiomycota; Tremellomycetes; Trichosporonales; Trichosporonaceae
Exons: 4
Coding region: 1-1461 (486 amino acids)
Molecular function (GO): FAD binding; oxidoreductase activity
Source: RefSeq, a predicted model, not a curated record
AUGCCUGCUACCCAACCAGAGCUCGGUACGGACCCCCUCCCCAUCAUCUGGAAGGGCGAGGAGGAGUACGAGGAGGCCCGGGUUGGCCGCGUCUUCAACCUCCGCCGUCCCAAGCGGUACCCGGUCGGUGUCCUCGAGGCCCGCAACGUCAGCGAUGUGAUCCGCGGUGUCAACCUCGCCCGUGAGCGUGGAAUCCAGGUCGCUCUCCGCAGUGGUGGUCACUCAUGGGCCGCAUGGAGUGUUCGCCCCCAGUCGCUCCUCAUUGAUCUGGGCAAGAUGCGCGAGCUGUCAUACGAUCCUGUCACCAAGAUCGCGACCGCUUCGCCUGCCAUCACCGGGGGCGAGCUCAACCCCCUUCUUUCGCGCUACGGCCGGUUCUUUGCCGGAGGACAUUGCCCCACAGUCGGCAUCGGUGGCUUCCUCCUGCAGGGCGGUCAGGGAUGGUGGGCCCGCGGUCUUGGUUGGUCGGCAGAGAACAUUGAGUCGAUCGAUGUCGUCCUUCCGUCUGGCGAGCUCGUCACCGCCUCGGAGAAGGACAACGCCGACCUGUUCUGGGCUGCCCGUGGCUCUGGACCGGGCUUCUUCGGCGUCGUCGUGCGGUUCCGUCUCCACACCCGCCCUCGCCCACUUGACAUGCACCACGUCACGUACAUUAUGCCCGCCAAGGAGAACUUCCGCGCCGUCAUUACGUGGCUUCAGGAGGCUUGCCGCGGCGAGCUGGGCCCCAAGGUCGAGGUCGUCUGCCUGGCGUUUACCCGGGGACGCCUCUUUGGCGAGACCGGCCCUAACGAGCUGGAGAGCAUGUUGGUCAUUCGUGGCACUUCAAACACAGACUCGGAGGAGGAGGCCCGUGAGGCUUUGGCCCCCAUGCUCAAGUGCCCCGGUGCCGCCAACGCCGAGGUCCGCGCCGAGAUUGUGCCGACGUCGAUGCCAGAGGAGUACGCCCGCCAGCUCGCCGACAACCCUCCUGGCCAGUACUUCCUGGGCAACUCGUGGCUCGUCGGUGAGCCCGCCGACAUUGCCGACUCGCUCGAGCUGGGCUUCACCACGCUGCCCUCGCGCGAGUCCUUUUUCCUGUACUACAACAUGGCGCCCCUCCGCCCCCUGCCGGACAUGUCCUUUACCCUCCAGAGCGAGCACUAUGCUGCCGGCUACAUCAUCUCCACGGGCGACGACGUGCCCGAGCAGGAGCGCUGCGAGCAGUGGCUCACCGACCGCCUGGCGUACAUUGACAGCAAAAAGGACGGCUCGGGCGGCACCAUUGGCAUGUACCUCGGCGACUCGGACCUCGCGCACCGUGCUGGCAAGAUCAUGUCCGACGAGGCAUGGGCCAAGUUUUGCAAGAUCCGUGACGCUUACGACCCCAACCACAUGUUUGCCGGAUACCUCCACGGCGACAGCCUCUUGAAUGUCGAGGCAUGGAACCAGCCAAACUACAAGCCAUACAAGGCGCCGGCCUAA